This is a messenger RNA of Quercus lobata, 603 nucleotides long. RefSeq names its product E3 ubiquitin-protein ligase MPSR1-like. Lineage: Eukaryota; Viridiplantae; Streptophyta; Magnoliopsida; Fagales; Fagaceae. Gene Ontology annotation, molecular function: ubiquitin protein ligase activity. Gene Ontology annotation, cellular component: cytoplasm. Gene Ontology annotation, biological process: protein ubiquitination. The transcript is spliced from 2 exons. The coding region runs from base 1 to 603 and encodes 200 amino acids. The record is from RefSeq and is a predicted model, not a curated record.
AUGGUAGGCAGAGCUAUUACAGGGAGUUAUAGCAAGCAGCUACGAUCCUUUGAUACUGAGCCAUCACAAUCACAGCCAGAUGACAUCCUUUUCCUUUGUAGUUUAGGCGGAGGGAACAUAACAAGAGUGAUUAGGCGCAGGCUUUCCAUACAUGAAUUGUUGUUGCAAGAUGACGGUCAUUGCUUAUCGUCCUUGCUUAUGGACAUGAAUGUCUCAGUUGAAACACAAGAACGUGUAUUACAAGAGAUAUCAGAGGUUGUUCGAUUGGCUGGCACAUCACCCAUAUCAAUUGGCGUAACGUUCUAUGAGUCCGAUGGAUAUGAUAAUGAUGAUGAGGUGGUCAAUACGAUCAUGAGGGAUCAUGAGGGGAAACUUAUUCGGGCAACCAAAUCAUCCAUUGAAGCAUUGGAGAAGGUUACCCUUCAACAAGAUGAGUUGGACUCGGUUGCAACAUGUGUCAUAUGCACGCAGGAGUUUGAGGCUGGUUUGGAAGUGACUCGCAUGCCGUGCUCUCAUGUCUAUCAUGAAGAAUGUAUUGUCAAGUGGCUAAAGAGGAGUAACGUCUGUCCGUUGUGUCGAUAUUCAAUGCCACAUAGAUUGUGA